Triticum turgidum subsp. durum (durum wheat) is the source of this 816-nucleotide messenger RNA. The record is from the annotation of a GenBank genome assembly. NCBI's taxonomy places the organism in Eukaryota, Viridiplantae, Streptophyta, Magnoliopsida, Poales, Poaceae.
AUGUGGCGUUCGCGAGCUCGCGCUCUCCUCCUGCCCCGCUCGUCCGCCCCCAGUUCGGCACCGCCGCAGCAAAAUCCACUCCGGAGCUUGGCCCGAGCCCCGCCCCCGCCGCCACGCCUUCUCUCCCGCUUCCUCUCCUCCUCCUCCUCCUCCCAGAAGGCCCCGCCGGCCGCCUCCCCUCCCUCCUCCUCCUCGCCCGGCGCCGCGCCCGGAUCCGCUGCACCGCCGGCCUACACCGGAAACCUGAAGAAAGCACUUGCAGGGUUGAGGAGAAUUGAUUUAGAAGGGUUACGGUGGCGUGUUUUUGAUGCAAAGGGCCAGGUACUUGGAAGGUUGGCAUCCCAAAUAGCUGUUGUGCUUCAAGGCAAGGACAAGCCAACCUAUGCACCUCAUGUGGAAGCUGGAGACAUGUGCAUUGUUCUUAAUGCAAAAGAUAUCUGUGUCACAGGAAGAAAAAUGACUGACAAAAUCUACUACUGGCAUACAGGGUAUAUUGGCCAUCUGAAGGAAAGAAAGCUCAAGGACCAGAUGGCAAAAGACCCAACUGAAGUGAUCCGUAAAGCUGUCAUGCGCAUGCUUCCCCGCAACAAAUUGCGUGAUGAUAGGGAUCGCAAGCUGAGGAUAUUUGCUGAAGGCGAGCAUCCAUUUCACGACCGGCCUCUCGAGCCUUUCGUCAUGCCGCCACGGCAAGUGCGUGAGAUGCGCCCCCGGGCAAGACGUGCAAUGAUAAGGGCACAGAAGAAGGAUCAGGACAGGGAAGCCAAGAAGGCCGAGGGGGAAGCAGCUAAGAACGGCAAAGCUGCGGUCGCUGCAUAA